UGAUACUGUCUGAUCGACCUGGGGGUGCCGUGGUGCUUCUGCUUGUGGAGUAACCUUGUCGGAUAUUUGUUAUUAUAUUAAUUAAAUCCACUUGUCAUGGCCCUUCCGUAUAACUUAAAAGAUCCCGAGGAGGUAAAGGAGUAUUUGAAAAACCUGUACAUUGAAUACAAAUUUGGUUGUUACAGCGAGAAGAAGCCUGACGUUUGUCAUCUGUUGGGCGAUUACGAGGAGAGUAUCAAAUUGAAUAACGAAGAGGCUGCCAAAAUAUACAAGAUGACCUGCGAUACAAUGAAUUAUGGUAGAAGUUGUACGAAGUAUGGUGAUUUCAGCAUGGUCGGUAGAGGAUGCGAACAAAAUUCUAUGAACGCGUACAAAUACAUGAAGAAAGGUUGCGAACUCAAUGAUGCGAAGGGUUGUUUUCACGCAGGUGCUAUCGCAGUAACGACAGAAGACUUUGAGGAAGACAGAUCCAAGCAAAUCGCAGAUGGAAUUAAAAUGCUUCACAGAGCGUGUGAAAAUAAUGAGGAGAAGGCUUGCUUCCAUUUGAUGGGCAUUUAUAUAUCGGGCAUUACAGGAUAUGUUGAGAAAGAUUUUACGAAAUCCUAUAGAUAUGGUACGAAGUGUUGUGACUUUGGAAAUCCCUAUGCUUGUGCGAACUUGUCCUUAAUGCACAAAAAUGGCGACGGCGUGGAGAAGAACGAAGAGAUAUCAGCCGCUUUUAAAGAUCGAGCCAUGAAGCUGAUGCAGGAAUUGCAGACAAGCAAGAAGCAAUUGAACUUUCACCAGGGCAUUGGUAUGUAAGUGUAAUAAUUAGUUAUUACACACUGUUGGACAUUGUAAAUAAAUAUUACUGUAGGUGUUUACGUACUAGAUGCUGUUUUAAGACCUCAAAUAUAAUAUUUAUUGAUCGAGAAGUUAAA
Messenger RNA from Megalopta genalis, 920 nucleotides. Lineage: Eukaryota; Metazoa; Arthropoda; Insecta; Hymenoptera; Halictidae. The record is from RefSeq and is a predicted model, not a curated record.